Molecule: messenger RNA, 960 nt
Organism: Penicillium brasilianum
Lineage: Eukaryota; Fungi; Ascomycota; Eurotiomycetes; Eurotiales; Aspergillaceae
Source: the annotation of a GenBank genome assembly
AUGUCGGACAUUGUGGUCUACUCAGAUGCCUCUGCACGCGAGGGUCAUCUAGGAGCGGCCGUAGUAGCACUCGACGACAACCUGCAGGUUGUCGAAUCACAACAGGUCCAGGUGGGACCAAUGGGCCGGUGGUCGGUUCACGUAGCGGAACUCAUCGGCAUCUUCUACGCUAUCAGCACGGUGUUCAAGAUCGCCUAUCAGCGGGCAGCGAAAACAGUAGAGAAAAAACAGCAACGAUCCUGUCCGACAGCAACUCAGAACCCAGGGAACAAAUCGGGCCAGCGGAUCGUGCACGCGAUCCUACAAGCUGCCACAGAGGUCCAAGCUGAGAGAAUCGCGCUCCGUCUCCGAUGGGUGCCAGGGCACUGCAAUAAGCCUGGUAACGACGCUGCGGAUCGACUAGCCAAAGACGCCGCGUACCCAGGCAAAUCCCACUCAUUCCGCCCUCUACUCCCGAGGGAGAAUGCACACCUGCACGUCAAUAUCCUCAGUCAAUGGGAGCAGGAGUGGAGAUCGUCCAGCAAAGGCAGUCACCUACGGAAGAUCGACGGCACCCUACCAGCAACCUACACGAGGAAGCUAUAUGGGAGCCUGCCUAGGAACCGGGCGUACCUGUUAACGCAGCUACGUACAGGCCACAACUGGUUAUCUACCUACGCCAAGAGUUUUAGCUUCCGUGACGACGACCACUGCGUGUGUGGUGCACAAGAAACUGUUACUCAUGUACUAGUGGACAGUCCAUCUUUAAGGGAUAUUCGAAUGGAGUUACGGUGGGAAGUGGGGGACGCGUUCAGGAGUGUCUCGAGCCUGCUGGGAGGCUCAACCGAAGGUAAGAAAGGUAAACCAGACACCGUCUCAAGGGUGAAGACGGUCAAGGCCGUUUUGGACUUCGCCGAGGCGUCACACCGGUUUUGGAGUCGCGCGCCACGAGGGCAGCCUAACAAUGGGAACGGCAAUUAG